Ostrea edulis (European flat oyster) is the source of this 936-nucleotide messenger RNA. RefSeq names its product ryncolin-1-like. The transcript has 7 exons. The coding region runs from base 38 to 895 and encodes 285 amino acids. The record is from RefSeq and is a predicted model, not a curated record. NCBI's taxonomy places the organism in Eukaryota, Metazoa, Mollusca, Bivalvia, Ostreida, Ostreidae.
UCAAAUUUUUGGCAGUAUAGAUCAGAAGCAACAAAGAAUGGACUACAAGAUUCUCGCCUUUGCUUUUCUCCUGGUCGCCAAAGCAUGUGGAUUGAACUUUCACCCAGUUAAAGGUCAUGUUGCUGACUAUUUGAAAUCCGCUAAAUGGAGACUCACCAAGACGUACGCAAAGAUUCACAAUCCGAUAUCAUUGGAUAUAAUAUCUAACUACAGACUCCCUGCUGGAACGAUUUUGCAUGCAUUCGGACAAGCACGUGACUGUGAAGAAAUUCUGAAGUGGAAUUCCCGCACCAGAGGAAGAGACAGGGUGUACACAAUCUAUCCGGACAACAAAAAUCCAACGAGAGUCUACUGUGACAUGACCACAGACGGAGGGGGUUGGACGGUAAUACAGAGAAGAUUUAAUGGUCAGACGAAUUUUCGCCUGAACUGGAAUGAUUACAAGAGAGGAUUCGGUGAUGUAAGCAAGGAAUAUUGGUUAGGAAAUGACAAAAUCCAUGCCUUGACCAGCGGAAGAAACCAGGAACUGCGUAUUGACAUGAAGAAAUUCACUGGAUCCAUGGUGUAUGCUCGGUACUCACAUUUCUCUGUUGGGAGUGAAUCUUCUAAAUAUAGACUCUCCAUCAGCGGCUACAGCGGAAAUGCAGGAGACAUGAUGAUACAAGCUCAUAACUUGAGUGGUAUGUACUUCUCAACAAAGGAUAGAGACAAUGACGGGAGUGGACGGCAUUGCGCCGCCUAUCACACUGGUGGAUGGUGGUACAAUAACUGUGCAUGGUCAAAUCUCAAUGGCGUUUAUCAACCGUCGAAUAAGAGAACCGAAAUCGGCCCCUACUGGGGAACGAAAAUUGAGAACAUGAAGUCGACGAAAAUGAUAAUCAGAUCCAAGAAAUAAGAACAUUUAUAUUUUUGUGAAAUAAAUGAAUAUUGUUAAUA